UUGCAAACAGACCAAACACACAAGUUCCAGCCACCACAGAGAAAGCACAGGUAAGCCAUUUUAGUCCCCUACUGUCGUCAAACCUACCAAGAUAUUGACUAUCGUUGUCGUGUUCAUGCUUAAACUAUUUAUUAACUGAAAACUUCCUUUGAAAUUGAGCAGAAAAGUUUGUGAGAUUUGAACUGCUGAAUAAAAUUACCUAUAGGAAAGGGUGUUAAUAAAGUGUUAAUUUAAGUCUAAUAACAAGUUUGGAUGUUCUUUGCUGUAUGGAGAAACUGUUGUCUUCGGUAUUCAGCCAAAAGAAGGCAAAGCAUGUUGAUAUUGACCAUGGCUAUUUGUGCUUGAUAAAUGCCUUAGGUCAGUAUUUCCCAAAAUGGUGGGUCGUGGAUGAUUCCUGUUGUGUCGUGGCUUAAGACUCAGUCCUGACUAGAAACACUGGUGGCUUCUAGUCAGGUGGUUUGUUCUAGAUUAAUAAAUGCCUUCUAUGUCAUGUCGGUGUAAGGAUGUGGGUCGUCACGGUCAUCGCUGUGUCCUGUCUCCUCGUCGGUACCUCUCUGGCCGGGGUCAAGGACCUGGGCUCUCACUUCAGCUUCUAUGACCAGAGUCCGACCCCAAAUACUAAGCCAGACCCACGAGGCCUUGGCCAGGGUGGAGCUCUGGACAUGGAGAACAUUCCUCUGGAGUUCCACAAAGAGAACACUGUGACCAACGAUCUGCCCCUGGAAGGCUACGAGGACGAAGACUACAUUGACUUUGACAAGAUCCUGGCCGAAGGGGGGGAUGACUACAGGUGGGUGAUAUACAUUGUACUCAUCCUCUAACAAUGUCAAGUGAUUUGAGCACUGGGAAGCUCUGUAGACAUGCUCUGUAGACAUCCAUUGAUUGAAGUGGCACAGUUGGCUGGAGCAUGGUGCAUGCUUGUGGGUUUGAUUCCACAAUUACAGAGUGUUGACUGUGUAAAUCAUUUUGGAAUAAAAACUUCUGCUAGUUUCAUAAUAUUUAUAUUAUUACAGUGAAGGGGAUACAAUUGAUGAGAUCGCAACUCCCGCUCCAGAUAUCGACAUCUUCGCUGAACCCUCAGACCCAAAGACACGGCGAGCCAGACUCCUACGCCUAUUCCACGGCCGCUCGCGCCUCCAACGAAUCAAUUUGGUCAACGCCCACUUUGGUUUCAAACUCUACCGUAGCCUUCGGAACGAAGUCAAUCAGACUGACAACAUUCUGCUGGCGCCCGCCGGAAUCUCCAUCGCCAUGGGAAUGAUGUCACUGGGAGCGGGGCCCAGAACACAUGCGCAGCUUUACCGGACGCUGGGAUUUGCCGAAUUCGUCAACGCCAGCCAUCACUACGACAACGUUACCGUACACAAGCUGUUCCGGAAGAUUACGCACAGACUCUUCCGACGGAACUUCGGAUACACAUUGCGAUCCGUUAAUGACCUGUACGUGAAAAAAGAGGUGGCGGUGGAACCAAGUUUCCGGGCAAAUACCAAGGCAUACUAUUUUGCGGAGCCCCAGUCGGUGGACUUCGGGGACAAGGCGUUUCUGGACAAGGCCAACUGGCGCAUCUCGAAGCUGACCAAAGGACUGAUCAAAGAACCACUGAAGAGUGUGGACCCCAAUAUGGUGCUGAUGCUACUCAACUACCUCUAUUUUAAAGGUAUGUACAACAUCAGAGAAAUAAGCCUCAACUAUGCCAUUUCUAUGGACCAAGGUUCAAGUAUCUUUCUGUCUAGCCUCAGAUUAGAUUUUAAAGUUGAUAUAUUAUGGGCUAUAUUACAUUUCCAUUACAUUUUAACGACCAGCUUCAAAUCCUCUCUUUGUAAACCAGUUGAGAAACAACUUCUUGACACAAGCCAGUCGAUCUCACCCACACAAACAGGUACAUGGCAGCAGAAAUUCCCAAAGGAGAUGACUCACUACCGGAACUUCCGUGUGAAUGAGAAGACAAAUGUUCGAGUGCCAAUGAUGCAGAACAAAGGGAACUACCUGGCGGCUGCAGACCACGAACUACAGUGUGACAUCUUACAGGUGGGUGGUAGACAUUUAGUUGGGGGAAGUGGGUUAGAAAAUAAAGAAGAUUUAGUGCACUGCGAUAUAGGCCUACGGUAUGCUUCCAAGUCAGAUGAUGCCCCUAAAGGAUCAAAAGUUGCUGUGAAACAAUGUUCUAGCCUUUCCAAUGUAAAGACAUUUGAAAACUGGAAAAGCACUAUUGUAGUCUACAUGAAUCAAACCAUGAUUAUUGCUAUUCUAGCUACCAUACGCCGGGAACAUCAGCAUGCUCAUCGCCCUGCCCAGGAAGAUCUCUGGCAUGAGGAACCUGGAGCAAGAGAUCUCCCCCACUGUGGUCAACAAGUGGCUAAGUAACAUGACCAACAGGUGAGACCAUAUUAUGACCACACCUGGUCACACCUGAACUACAGUUCAGAACAUAAUGACCACACCUGGUCACACCUGUCCAAAAGGUAAGAAAACAUGAUUGACGGACAGGCAGACUUGAUAAAAGACAUGAGCACACAUGACCAUACAAGACAAUAGGUGACCACUCCUGACAAUACUUGACCGGCAAGUGAGCAGACCUGGCCCCCAGGUAAGAACAACUGACUACACAAGGUGAACAGGAAAGAACACAGGUAAGAUUACCACUAGGUUAGAGUAUAGGGCCAAAACAUAACUAACAAAUGAUCGGAGUUAUGGGAUAAGAGAUAUGGGUCUAAAAUAUUAUAUUCUGUAUUGGUUUCUCCCACAGGACGCGUGAGGUUGUGUUUCCCAAGUUUAAGCUGGAGCAGAGUUAUGACCUGAUAGACAACCUGAAGGAGAUGGGCCUCACAGACCUGUUUGAGGAGAAGGGCGACUUCACUGGGAUGACUUCCGAGAAGAUCACUAUUAACUGGGUAAAUCUACCUUCUAGAGUAGAGUCCCACCUGACAAGUGCCACCAUUUUCACUUUAAUUUACUCUAUGCUAAUAACAUCAAUACACCAUCAAAGUCAAAUAAGUUUUGGCUAUCUAAUAAUGUUUAAAUAUGACUGGGUCAAGACAAGGUUCUGAACUAUGUUCUCUUUCUUUUUCUCCCCUCCCCACCAGUUGAAGCACCAGGGGACGAUCACCGUGAACGAGGAGGGGACAGAGGCUGCGGCUCUGACCCAAGUGGGCUUCAUGCCCCUCUCCUCCCAGAUCCGCUUCAUCAUCGACCGUCCCUUCCUCUUCCUCAUCUACGAGCACCGCACAGACUGCCUUGUGUUCAUGGGCCGCGUGGUCGACCCCUCACAGAGCUAAAAGCUUGGUAACGCUGUAUCUUAUAGGGAUAGUUCACCCAAAUUAUACAUUUACAUAUUGGUUUCUUUACCCUGUAAGCAGUCUAUGGACAGAAAUCCACGUUUUGGUUUUGUUUACCUGGCCACUAAUUAAUGUCCUUUUCCAGCAAGCAUCUACCCAAAGUAGGAAGCCAUUUCAAGAAUAUUUGCCUUUUAACCAAUCCUGCUGAUCCUACAAUGGGACUCCUAACCGGUGUCUGAGGGAGAGGUCAGUUAGGAGUGUUUGUUAUUUGCUGUCUGUUAAUGUUCCAUCUCUCCCUAUAUUUACAGUGGAGGCUGUUCGACUAGAAACUCUGAUAAUUUAUCGCCGUGACCACAUUGAUGCAAUGUUGUGACUGCUUUGGCUAAUCAAGAAACAUUUUAGAGAAAAUAAAUUAGUCCAUUUGACCAUGACUUAAAAAGAUUGGACAUUUUGUAACAUUUUUUUGUUUAGAUGUUCUGAAGUGUAUGUGAAGUUCUGUCUAGAAGGUUAGCUAAAAUGAUAUGCAAAACCAUUAAGAGACGUUUGAAAAUAAUUUUGUGUUGUAUGACAUACAUUAAAGGGGCUUUACAAGUUAAAAUA
Coregonus sp. 'balchen' is the source of this 3875-nucleotide messenger RNA. The record is from the annotation of a GenBank genome assembly. Lineage: Eukaryota; Metazoa; Chordata; Actinopteri; Salmoniformes; Salmonidae.